AUGAAGACUAAUGGUCUUUUAGAAAACAGAGCCCUUUUACAAGUACUUACUCAUGCAGAAAACACAAGUCGUACCCCUAUCGACAUUUUAAAGGGAGCUGUUGCAGGGGGAGUUGUUGUUUCAUUUAUUGAUGAAAAAAAUCGUUACCCGGACACUGUACUUAUGCCAUCGUCUUCUGAUCUUGCCACUCUAGCGAUACUUAUAACAGAAGGACUUUUUGUUCCUUCCCUUCACCGUGUUGUGGGGGAUCAACUCUCACGGUAUACGGUUGUUGGGGAAUCUGGAUGUUUUGAAUCUUUAGCAAUUCCAGUUCUUCUUUUUCCAGACUGUUUUGCAGUUCCCUCUGCAUGCGAGUCAACACCUCAGAGCACACCCUCACGUCCUCUGCUCUCCCCAGGUACAGUUACAGCUACAGGCGUAACAAAUACAUCUUUAGAUUCACAUUCUUCACAAACUGGAGUAUCGGCUGCUUCGGUAGAUAUUUACCAGUUACAUAAACUGCGCUCUAAUGUGGGAAUUUUACUUUUAAAGAGUGUAAAUGAAGUUUUACAAGAUGCAGAGGUAUGGAAAUUAAAAGCUUCUAGAACCAAAAACACAACAGGAAAAGAUACAUCUACUGAAGUGGCAGCUAUGAACGCUGUUAUAGCACUAUUUUAUGAAAUUAAAAUACUUCUGCUUUGUUGUAUUUUAAGUUCUGAUAGAGCUUAUAAAGAAGAAAAUAAUGAUGAGAAUGAUUUUACUUUAGCAAGUAGUUGUUUUAGUGAAUUAUUUCCCCCAGAUGAAUUGUUCAGGAUCUUUGAACAUGAGAGCCGACCGUCUGCAGAUGAUGUGGUAAAGUGGUAUGAUGUUAUGCUAAAGAAUAUUACUAACAGUGCACAGACAUUGACGAAUGCUAAAUUACAAAAUCUUGUUAUGGAAUUACAGCAAGAAACUGUGGCAGAUGGUGUUCGCGUAAAUGGUUUACCCAUUCAAUUACUUCAUCGUCCACAUGAUACGACAAGCUCAACUUUUUUUCAAAUUUCUCUUCCUCAUAUUGAGCUUCCACAUCUGGAAACGCAACCAGGUGAGAUGGUUUAUCUUUUUGGUGAUCCAGGUGAACAACCUCUGUUAUUUGAUACAAAUCCAUCAAAGAUUUUUUUUCUCUUGCGCCGCUCUGCUACUACGAAAUUGACAUCCAUGCAAAUACGAGAUGUUGAUAAAAUGUUCGCAAGUGCUCCAUGGCAAAAUCUUCGUGAUGUAUUGGUGCAAACCAUGGCUUACUACCUUUCUGAUGAUCAAUUUAUAUGCUCUGUACUGGAGAAGAAUAGUUCACUUAUGGUCAAAUUGAUCCAAUGGUUGCAUAAAGAUGUAUCAGAAGCUGAUAAAGAGGAAAACAAUAAGAAUGAAACGAGUGAAGAAAGAGAAGAGAAGGAAAAGAAUUUGGAUGAAAGAAAGAAAAUGGGUCUAUUAAUGACAGCCAACAUUAUGAAUGCUGCUGUUCAUAUUGCACCAUUUAGUGCAGGAGUUGCACAAUUUAUGCGAGAGAUGUUGGACUGCGGUUUACUCACUGCAGAUCAUUUAAACCCAUGGGUAAAGCACUCUGUAGCAGAUUUAGAAGGCAAAUCAUCUGCCACUGUUGGAUUAUUUGCAAUUAUUGUAACAUUCGCGCUCAUACACCGAGGUUGGGAGCUUGAAGAAAAUGCUCGUGAAGAAACCAUCAAAUUAUGUACUCAACAUCGGCAACAACAAAACUGUCUUACAUUACUGAAUCUAUUACGCCGCUAA
This is a messenger RNA of Trypanosoma theileri, 1764 nucleotides long. RefSeq lists its product as uncharacterized. Lineage: Eukaryota; Euglenozoa; Kinetoplastea; Trypanosomatida; Trypanosomatidae. Bases 1 to 1764 code for a protein of 587 amino acids. The record is from RefSeq and is a predicted model, not a curated record. The transcript has a single exon.